Molecule: messenger RNA, 1798 nt
Organism: Acipenser ruthenus (sterlet)
Lineage: Eukaryota; Metazoa; Chordata; Actinopteri; Acipenseriformes; Acipenseridae
Product: G-protein coupled receptor 20-like
Exons: 1
Coding region: 14-1099 (361 amino acids)
Biological process (GO): phospholipase C-activating G protein-coupled receptor signaling pathway; positive regulation of Rho protein signal transduction
Cellular component (GO): membrane
Molecular function (GO): G protein-coupled receptor activity
Source: RefSeq, a predicted model, not a curated record
CAAACUCAGAGUCAUGCAGUCCACUUCCACUGAAGGCAAUUACUUCCCGAGCAUGACCCCUGUGCCCACGCACAACCUCAGCUCCCAGGUCCACAAGGACUCAUACUUGCAUAAAUUGGCACUCCUAGACAAGGCCCUUUAUAAUGACUUCUACAGCUUGUGGAUAGCCCUGAUCGUGAUCAACGUCCUUAUCUUCCUUAUGGGCAUCCUCCUGAACAGCCUGGCCCUGUACAUCUUCUGCUUCCGCACUAAAUCCAAGACAACGUCAGUGAUCUACACCAUCAACCUGGUGAUCACCGACCUCCUGGUGGGCUUCUCUCUGCCCACCCGGAUCAUCAUGUACUACAGCGGAGGGGACUGCCUCACCUGCUCCUUGGUGCACAUCUUCAGCUACUUCGUCAACAUGUACUGCAGCAUCCUCUUCCUCACCUGCAUCUGUGUGGACCGCUACCUUGCCAUAGUCCAAGUCGAGGUCUCCCACAAGUGGAGGAGCCAAAACUAUGCCAAGGGCAUCUGCAUCUUCAUAUGGCUCUUCGCCAUCGUGGUGACCUACUCCAUCCUGAUCACGGCCAUCAAGUACGCCACCUGCUGCCUCUCCAAGCUCUUCGCCCUGACCGUCUUCGAGUUCCUCGUGCCCCUGAUCAUCAUCGUGGUCUCCACUGUCCGCAUCAUGUGCGCCCUGUCCAGCAGCGACCGGAUGCAGCAAAGCCGUCAGCGGAGAAUGCGAGCUGUCCAGCUGCUGGUCACCGUGCUGGUCAUCUUCAUGAUCUGCUUCACCCCCUUCCACAUCCGGCAGGUGCUAGUCUAUGCAUACCCAGACAUCCCCCGCCACGUCAGCCUGAUUAUCUACCACGUCACCGUCACCCUCAGCAGUCUCAACAGCUGCAUGGACCCCAUCGUCUACUGCUUUGUAACCAACAACUUCCAGUCCACCAUGAAGGGCAUCUUCCGCAAGCCAGAGGCAGAGCAGACCAGCAGGGACAUCGCCAGCAUGCAGAAGAGCUCCAAGGGCUCGGGGACUGCCAUUGCAGUGACCAACACCAUGACGAUGAACGCCUGGAGACCCCCUCUGCACCUGCAGGGGAGCACGUACCUGUGAAGCACCGUCUUUGAGGGGGAGUCUGCUGUACUUUUCACUGGAUGAAAUACAGUUGCAGAUAAAAAUAUUGGCACCCUACGCUUAAUAGAUCAUUCAAGAAAUUGAUUAAGUGCCUUUGUUUUAUAAAGCUUGUUUGUUAAACUAGCAGAAUUGCUGUAUUUUGGCCUUUGUCAUAUUAAUUAGUGGCUAAUGUUCAGUAAAUGCUUCAGUUUUCUUGAAUGAUCUUAUAUUAAAUGUCGGGUGCCAAUACUUCCGUCUGCAACUGUAGCUACCUACCUAUACAGUACUUCAUGUCUGUGUGUAUAUAUUUGCUGUUUAUAUUUAUAAAGGCAGCAUGCAUGUGUAAUGGGUUAUAAAUACUAUUUUCUUCUCUGGUGGGCUGUGGUUGAAAAUAAACCUCUUGUUGCUUAAAGUUCAUUGAUACACAGUUUAUCAGCCCAGCCCAGUAGAAUUGUAAUCAUGUGAUCAAAGGGCCAGUUUUUAAAAAGAGUGUUAUAAUUGACUUUUCAAACUUGAUUCAAUAUUUUUCAAUACAGAGUGCAAAAUAAGAGGAAAGCCCAGAACUCUAUGCUUAUGGUCAAUUAUAAAACGUUGGAGACCAGGGAGGAUUUUAAGGAUAACAAUACUGCUCACUGGGAACUAUAAUAAGGAACUUGAAAUCAAGGACACGUGAUUUUAAAUGUAACCUGACCCUGUUCA